AUCCCCCUUGAGGUGUAAUCCUCAUUGGUGGUUGCAGCCCUUGUGAGAUUGAACAAGAGGGAGAGGGAAGAUGGUAGCCUUAAAGGUAUUUGGACAGCCAGCAUCCACAGAUGUUGCCAGGGUGCUGACAUGCCUCUUCGAGAAGAACUUGGAGUUCCAACUCAUUCGUAUCGACACAUUCAAGGGAGAGCACAGGAUCCCUGAGUUUCUUCGGCUACAGGAUCCUGCUGGCCGAGUAACCUUCAAAGAUGGGAAGCUCACUCUUGUUGAUUCAAGAUAUAUUUGCCGGCACAUUUCGGAGAAGUAUCCGGAUGAGGGAAACAAGACCCUUUUCGGAACCGGCAUUCUUGAGAGGGCAUUGGUUGAGCAAUGGCUGCAAUCAGAAGCUCUGACCUUUGAACCUCCAAGCUCAACUCUAGUCUUCCAUCUCGCUUUCGCUGCACCAUUAGGCUUCCAUCCUGAUCGGUCUUUGAUUGAGAAAAAUGAGAAGAAGCUGGCCAGGGUUCUCGACACAUAUGAAUGGAGGUUGGGAGAGAAUGAGUACUUGGCAGGGGACGAGUUCACGCUUGCAGACCUCUCCCACCUCCCCAACGCACACUACCUUGUACCGAAGACGGAGAGGGGACGCAAGCUUUUCACUGCAAGGAAGAAUGUGGAUAGGUGGUGGAAGGCAAUCUCAUCUCGGCCCUCAUGGAAGCAGGUGGUCCAAAUGCAGUGUGAGCAUCCCGGACAACUUGAGAAACUGAACGUUUAGAGUUGCAGAUGUAAAACCAAGAUAGCUGUGUGCUUUGGCUUCCUUUCCUUUGUUGUGUUUGUCUAUCGCUAUGGACUUCCUCUUUGAUAUAAGAGGAUAGGCUAAGAGAAUAUGGAAGUUUGUGUCCUCUGAAUAAAAACAUUUACACAUAA
This is a messenger RNA of Phoenix dactylifera (date palm), 906 nucleotides long. RefSeq names its product glutathione S-transferase F10-like. Gene Ontology annotation, molecular function: glutathione transferase activity; glutathione binding. Gene Ontology annotation, cellular component: cytoplasm. NCBI's taxonomy places the organism in Eukaryota, Viridiplantae, Streptophyta, Magnoliopsida, Arecales, Arecaceae. Gene Ontology annotation, biological process: glutathione metabolic process. The record is from RefSeq and is a predicted model, not a curated record.